AUGAUGAAGGAGGAGUGCAAAGCGCUGCUGGACGCGCUCAACAAGGUGACCGCUUGCUACCGGCACAUGGUGCUGACCAUCGGCGGCACCUCGGACUCCCAGAACCUACGGGAGGAGCUCAAGAAAACCCGGCAGAAAGCCCAGGAGCUAGCGGUGGCCAACAGGAACAAGCUCACCACGGUCCUGAAGGACAAAACCGUGAGUAAGGAAGAUAAAGCCGAGUUCGAGAGGCUAUGGGUGAUUUUCUCCACGUGCCUAGAGAUCCUGGAGAUCGACAUGAGGAGAGCCCUGGAGCUGGGCCACGAGUUCCCACUAAACGUCCCCAAAAAGCACCUGAUCCAGACAGGCAUGAGCGGGGGAACCUCUGGCGUGGCCGCCAGGGCGAUGAGUGUCCAGAACAUGAAAUACGAGGCUGAGCACAAUAUAGACGUGGUGGAUUUGAAAGACCUCGAGAACGAAAUCAACCAGGUAGGAGAGAUGAUGUACGAGAUGGAAAUGAAGGUCAAUGUCCCCCAGUGGACAGUGGAGGCUAAGCAAGACCCAGGGGCUGAACUAAAAUCCACCGUCAGCGCGGGUGCUUCUUCUAUUGGCAUGAUCUCUGUGGAGGAAAAUAAAUCCUUCUGCGAUAUCAGCAAAGUUCUAGCUGGGAUUAUUUUCUCCGCUGUGCUCAUUAUCGCUAUUGUCCUGGCAGUGUGUGUGGUAAAACUCUCUUAGGGUGGUGCAGGCUCUGGCAAGAGCGAC
This is a messenger RNA of Aptenodytes forsteri (emperor penguin), 741 nucleotides long. RefSeq names its product regulator of G-protein signaling 9 binding protein (gene RGS9BP). The transcript has a single exon. NCBI's taxonomy places the organism in Eukaryota, Metazoa, Chordata, Aves, Sphenisciformes, Spheniscidae. The record is from RefSeq and is a predicted model, not a curated record. Gene Ontology annotation, cellular component: photoreceptor outer segment; neuron projection. Bases 1 to 714 code for a protein of 237 amino acids. Gene Ontology annotation, biological process: G protein-coupled receptor signaling pathway; detection of light stimulus involved in visual perception.